Cinara cedri is the source of this 867-nucleotide messenger RNA. NCBI's taxonomy places the organism in Eukaryota, Metazoa, Arthropoda, Insecta, Hemiptera, Aphididae. The record is from the annotation of a GenBank genome assembly.
AUGAAUCGACUUCCUGUUUAUGAGUUGAUCCGAGAUUCGAACAUCUACCGUAAUACGUCCCCCGGAUCUUCGGUUAUCCUACCACUGGUUGGUGACAAAUGUACAAUUGUAAUCUAUGACGUGCAGGUGUCAGAAAACUACAAUUGUAAGUUUUCAGUAUGGUUUAGUGAGAAGGCAGUGGUAGUUGGCACUCCAGAAGAGGACACUUCUUCUGUUGUGCUGGAAUUGGGUUCGGCAGACUGCAUAAUAGACAGAGGGCUGGAGAUGUUGGUGUCUAAGAUGCGAGUGGGCGAUAUUCAAGAGUUUUGUUUGGGCGACGGUCAAGGCGGCACAAUUACCGGAUGCGUUCGGUUGUUAGCUGUUCAAAAGUGUGUGGCCCUUAGGAGUUGGCACACCGACGAUCAAAUGAAGCUGAUCGAAGCAGCUAGGCAAAAAGAGGCUGGUAACAUACUAUUUCGGCAGAAACGGUACAUGGAUGCAUUUCAUCGAUUUAACCUGUCCAUAAGAUCAGUGUUGUUUUUGCGUGAUGAGAAAGCUGAAGGAGUGCGCGAAAAACGGGACAUUUUGUACAGUACAGUGUGCAACAACAUGGCCGCGUGCCAGUUAAAACUGCACAACUACGAGCACGCUCGCGUGUUGGCCACAAAGGUGUUAACUGUUGACCCAAGCAAUUUGAAGGCUUUUUUACGACGUAGUCAAGCAUUUGUUGAACUGAAGAUGUUUGACAACGCAUUUGUUGACGCUCGCUAUGUGUUAGAUCACUGCCCUGCUAACACAUUAGCUAAACGUUAUUUGGACAAGGCUGCUCGUGGUAUAGAAGAUCAAAAAGCUAACUACAAAGUGAUGGUUAAGAGAAUGUUCCAUUAA